Messenger RNA from Cylicostephanus goldi, 273 nucleotides. Lineage: Eukaryota; Metazoa; Nematoda; Chromadorea; Rhabditida; Strongylidae. The record is from the annotation of a GenBank genome assembly.
AUGGCGGAAGGCAAUUAUCCCCAGGUGCGCAUUAUCGUGUUGGAGAAAGGCGAACAUCUUGAAACGAUUGUUCGACGGAUGGAAAAAGGACACUUUGUGCGUUUUCACCGUGGUAGCUCCUUACUGGGAGUAGAUGUGGAGAUUCGUACGACCUUAACAGGACAAGAGCCUUUGAAAUGGACUGAAGGCACAGAUCAUCUGGCUGCUUACUGUCAAGUGGAAUGCACAAGUGCUGGCUCAUUCAAAUAUACAUUCACUGCUGAUGGAGAGUAA